CAAAGCUGCUGAGUCUCAACACCCAGAUAAGGAGAUUAGAGGUGAGGCUUCUGCUUCAGCACCUUCCCCUUGGAGCUGCAGGUCUGACUGACUCCUCAGCUGGUCGCUCCAAGUGUUGACUCUCUGGAAGCUUCAUUUUGGGCAAAAAAAAAAAAAAAAUGUGUGAUCAGACCUUUCUAGUUAAUGUAUUUGGCUCCUGUGACAAAUGUUUCAAACAACGAGCUCUGAGACCAGUUUUCAAGAAAUCUCAACAGCUCAGCUACUGUUCAAUGUGUGCAGAAAUUAUGGCAACCGAUGGGCUGCACGAGAACCAGACGCUGGCGUCGCUGAAGAGCGAGGCCGAGAGCCUCAAGGGCAAACUGGAGGAGGAGCGGGCCAAGCUGCACGACGUGGAGCUACACCAGGUUGCGGAGCGGGUGGAGGCCCUGGGGCAGUUUGUCAUGAAGACCAGAAGGACCCUCAAAGGCCAUGGGAACAAAGUUCUCUGCAUGGACUGGUGCAAAGAUAAGAGAAGGAUUGUGAGCUCAUCCCAGGAUGGGAAGGUGAUCGUGUGGGAUUCCUUCACUACUAACAAGGAGCACGCGGUCACUAUGCCCUGCACGUGGGUGAUGGCUUGUGCAUAUGCCCCAUCAGGAUGCGCCAUUGCAUGCGGUGGUUUGGAUAAUAAGUGUUCUGUGUAUCCACUGACAUUUGACAAAAAUGAAAACAUGGCUGCCAAAAAGAAGUCAGUCGCUAUGCAUACCAACUACCUGUCUGCCUGCAGCUUCACCAACUCAGACAUGCAAAUCCUGACGGCGAGCGGCGAUGGCACAUGUGCCCUGUGGGACGUGGAGAGCGGACAGCUGCUGCAGAGUUUCCAUGGGCACGGGGCCGAUGUGCUCUGCUUGGACCUGGCCCCCUCAGAAACAGGCAACACCUUCGUGUCUGGGGGAUGUGACAAGAAAGCCAUGGUGUGGGACAUGCGCUCUGGCCAGUGCGUGCAGGCCUUUGAAACACACGAAUCUGACAUCAACAGUGUCCGAUACUACCCAAGUGGAGAUGCCUUUGCUUCAGGAUCAGAUGAUGCUACGUGUCGCCUCUAUGACCUCCGGGCAGACAGGGAGGUCGCCAUCUAUUCCAAAGAGAGUAUCAUAUUUGGAGCAUCCAGUGUGGACUUCUCCCUCAGUGGUCGCCUGCUGUUUGCUGGAUACAAUGAUUAUACCAUCAAUGUCUGGGAUGUUCUUAAGGGGUCCAGAGUCUCCAUCCUGUUUGGACAUGAAAACCGCGUUAGCACUCUACGAGUUUCCCCCGACGGGACUGCUUUCUGCUCAGGGUCAUGGGAUCAUACCCUAAGAGUCUGGGCUUAAUCGUCUCUUCACAAUGCACACCUGAGAGUAGAAUUUGAAAUCAUCAUAUGUAAACAGAUCUUUCUUCUAGAGGAUCUGAGGGCUACUGCAACUUAGCUUAAAGGAGCAACUCUAUGGCUGAAGUUCACUCAGCGUCCCCAAUAUUACCAUUAAAACUACCACCCUUGGAAAGAUACUGGUGUGAGCCUCCAGCACUAGGACACCUUCAAGUACAGUGUCUUGCAUUUUGAACACUUUUUAAAAUUUAUCCAUUUUUAAGGUUAUUCUAGUUAUAUAGUCUCAUCUCAUUCUAUUACCAACAGGAUUCAGCAUUUAACAUAUCCUGUAGUACUUCCUUAAAUGAAAUUUGUUUUCAGAGCACUUUAAAAUCUGAUUCCUCUCAGUGUGCACUGUCUUUGGAACCUUCCUCUAGAAGUGCUGAUCUUAAUGCACUACAUGAGGCAGACUGUGCUGACUAGUCUGUGAUAGAAGAUUCCAAUUCCAAAUGUAAUUGGAAAAUAAUCACUUUUUUUAAGUUUAUUUAUUUGUUUUGAGAGAGAGUAUAUGUGCAUGCGUGGCGGAAAGGCAGAGAGAGAGGGAGAGAGAGAGAAUCGCAAGCAGACUCUGUGCUGUCAGCGCAGACUGCAAUGCAGGGCUCGAUCUCAUGAACCUGUGAGAUCGUGACCUGAGCCGAAAUCAAGAGUUGGAUGCUUAACCUAGUGAGCUACCCAGGUGCCCCUGGACAUAAUCACUUUUUAAAAAUUUUUUUAUUGUAAAAAUUUCUUUUUCACUCUGGUAGUGUCUUUUUCAGAUCAAACAUUUCCAUCUCUGUGAACGGUUCUAAAUGAAGGAGAGAUAGGCAUUGAGUGGACAGGAUGUUUGAUUUAUGAAUUCUGUGAUGAUGCAAUCACUUGGACAUGAUAUUUCCUGUCAUUGAAGAGUAAAGCUGAAUGCUGUUUGUGACACAAAUGCUUCUCAGAGCAACCAGAACCUUUCUGUGCAGGAACACAAGACCGCAAACUUAUUUAAAAACCUGUUAGUAAUAGUAGAUGUUCUAGAAUUAAUAGCAUCCACUCAGGCUAAAGUAGAUCAUAUCCAUAUAAAGUAUAUUCAUAUUUAUUGCAUUGAAAAAGUAAUUACAUAUGCAAAUUAACUGAUAGGUCUUGAGUAAGAAUAUCUUUGCUGCUCUUAUAUUGAGAAAAAAGAACAUAAAAAAAUACCUUGUCUCUAUUUGAAAUUCAGCGUUUCCUUCUGGAAGACACCAAGAAUUUUUGUUACAGGAUCCCUUUGUCCUUUUUUAAGGUGUUGAGGGCUCUUCUUUCAUUCAUAAACAUGGCAUGCAUUACUUAAUCAAACAGAAGGUCACCUCACACACCAAAAAUCAUUCCCAGUGGAGGCCUGCCCUGGGAGUGGUCUGGGGUCCUGUGGUGCCCUUGGGCUUGUGUGCUGAGGGCCCUGGGUCAUCCAGUCUCCUCUCUUGGCCCUGCUCCAGCCUGGCCCUUCUCCUAGUAGUAGUUCUGGCCCUGCUGUUCAGAGAGGCCCUCCCAGAGCUGGAGCAGGGCAUGGCCAUCAGACAGGUCUGGCCCUGGGCCUCCUGCAAACAUGAGGGCGUGUGCCAGGCCCGCCCUCAAAGCUACUGGUUCAGGUAUCAUAAUGGGCCAGUCAAAAAUCAGCUAGGCUAGCUUUUCCACUAAUUAUUUUCAAGUAAAUAUAAUGGUUAGAUUCAGUCAUUUGCCAAGCAAACAUUUUACUGAGGGUUUUACUACACAGCAGGCCUUGGGGUAGAGAGAGAAAUGUACAAGGCCCCUGCUUGACUCCAAAGAGCCCAGAAUGAGCCACCUUCUCUCCCCUUGCCCAGUGGAAUCCAGUCUGGGCAAGGGCUCAGGGAAAUGGGCCUAGCCAGCUCCUGCCAGCUGAUUAAGGGCCAGGCCCCUGAGUGUGUCUCACAGAAUUCCCAAGCUGCACUCCCAGAACAUCCCAGAGCUUGCUCCUGGUCUCCUAGUUAUAGCAUCCCCUUCCCUCUCUCCUACAGACCCCUUAGUGUCUCUGCACUCUGACCUGUACCUCCUAGAAGUGAAGGAAUACAGGACAAAAGAAGUCACCUAGACUAUGGGGAGGCAAAUUCAAGGUUAUGUUUGGAGAGGCAGAGAGCAUCUUCAGUAUAUGUGCAAAAAUGGCCCAUAACUUUCCAAUCAAAAAAGCUUUGGGGGAAAAAAAACGAUGAACGCAUUCCCUAGAACACUCACCCACGUUGGCAGUAAACCACCGCCUACCAUAAGUAUUUGAUUUCACAGUGGGUGUUGUUUAGUAUUUAUUAAUGAAAUACUUGGUUUGGAAUAUACCACACCAUGUGGGGACUCCAGGGUAACUCCGGUAAUAAAUUGUAUUUUGCAUAUUGAAAA
This is a messenger RNA of Leopardus geoffroyi (Geoffroy's cat), 3727 nucleotides long. RefSeq names its product G protein subunit beta 5 (gene GNB5). Gene Ontology annotation, biological process: G protein-coupled dopamine receptor signaling pathway; G protein-coupled receptor signaling pathway. Lineage: Eukaryota; Metazoa; Chordata; Mammalia; Carnivora; Felidae. The record is from RefSeq and is a predicted model, not a curated record. Bases 159 to 1346 code for a protein of 395 amino acids. Gene Ontology annotation, molecular function: protein binding; signaling receptor complex adaptor activity. The transcript has 13 exons. Gene Ontology annotation, cellular component: heterotrimeric G-protein complex; cytoplasm.